UAUUGUAAACAACUGAACAGUGAGAAUUGCCUCUGCUUUCAUCAUUGCCUUUGAUAAAAUCGGACACUCGUGUUGUGUGAUAGGCUGCCAUACUAAAUCACACAACAAAAAUGGCAGCAAAGUUGACCACGAUGCAAGAUUUUUUAGUUUUCCCACUUGGAAAAGAGGUUAUGGACAGCAGGUUGAGGAACUAACGAAGGCGGCGUCGGAUGGCCUUGGUCGCAGCGGUGAGACGGAAGGGCAUCACUUUCGACACCAUAUCUCCCCUCAUGCGUUUUUGCUCUCGGCAUUUUCAUAAAGGUGAACCAGCUUAUGAAAUGAUGGAGACUGACCCAGACUGGGCACCAUCCCUACAUCUGGGACACAGAUCUGUUACACCGACAAACACUGCACACUCUGCAAGACGAAGUAGGCGUGAGCAGCUACGGAAAGAGACACUGCAAGCACCAGAGAUGGGGGUCCAGCAGGAUGCAAAAACUGAGCCUGGUGAAAUACACAGUCACCAACAAAAUGAGAAGGGGACACCUGAUGCUGGAGAAGAAGGUGGUCAGCUAAUCACAGAGGAUGAGACGCACAACACCAGUCAGGAUGUGACACAGACUAAAUGUGACCUGUGUGUGCUUAGGCGUGCCGAGUUAAACUGUCUGUUGGAAGAAAACAGAGAGCUGCGGCGUGAACUUAAUGAGCGCCGGAGGUCUGAUGAUUUCUUUGGAGAGGAUGAUGAAAAAGUAAAGUACUAUACCGGUCUGCCAAACCUGGGAACCUUUAUGGCAUUAUUUCGAUUUUUCAUGCCGCUCAUGCCCACUCAAAAGAAAAUUCUCUCUCCCUUUCAAAUGCUCCCCUUAACCUUCAUGCGCCUUCGAUUGGAUCUGCCUGCGCAACACCUGGCUUAAGAGUGUGACAAUAUCUCGAUACAGCGAUAUAUCGCGAUUGUUUUCCGAAAUUUCCAGGUUGGCGGUGAAUCAGUAACAGGCACACUUUUGCUCAAUAGACAAUGUUUAUUGAUUAGAAAAUGCAGAAUAAAUGAGAUUUAUUGAUUACAAUCCCACAAGAGCAAGCAAACAAGUAUCAACAAAUGUCAACGAUGACGCUAGAUUUGAGUUCGUCAACCCCAGAAACCCCGCGUUACCGUUACAGCAAAACGAAAUGUCCCUUAGCAAUGAAAAUCGCUUACCGUGACAAAUGAGCGGGGAGCCAACACACUCCGGUAAGGCGGCGAAGGAACAAAGCCAGGCGAUCCGUACAUGACCCGCUGGCGGACUUCCUUCGCCGCCUUACUGGAAUGUAUGAGGCAGUAAUGUGGCGUCGGAGCUCCAUACUUUUGUAGGGAGGUCGUACGGAUCUAUAUUAUUGAUUGUCGAUAAUCUUGCCAAAUACCGAUCCCUGGCCUCCUUGAUAAGUUUGGCCCUGUACAGUAUCCUCUUAUCCCUCUCCAGAUUGGCGACUGAGCAAAAAGUUUUUAAAAAGUUUAAAAACUCACUCUUUCACCAGCUACUCCUGUUCGGGUUUGUUUACAUCCACGGUACACCCAAAAUGGCGCCUGGGGGCAUGUCCGCUAGUUUGGGCACGUGACUGACAAAGACCGAUGGCCUUGGUUAUAUACUGUAUAGACAAGUUUCCAAGGUACUGCCGCUUACUUCCUUAUGUCUGCCUAUAACUUCGGCCUUUAGAUUUUUUUUACCAUUGACUUCUAUGGUGCUGGAGUGGCAUCACUCACUAAAAACCCUGAAAAACUAGGAUUUCGGAAUACCACAUCCUUCUGCCAUCUCGACAUGGGAAGAAAACUUAAAGAAGUGGCCGAGGGUGACCACAAAUAAAAUAUUAUCGUGUUUUAUUGACUCUAUGGCAGUGGAUUGAAACGCCAUCAGGAAGCUCCUAGGCAUUCCAGUACCUGCACAGCCACAAAGUUAGAUGAGUCCUCAUAUACGAACACGGGAAUUUUGUCUUCAUGAAGGGGGAUGUAGAACCAAGCCAGUGCCUCUGUGCUCCGUACCACAAACCACGGGUGCUGGUAAUACAGGAGGAAGAUGUCCAAACUUCAGGCCGUUCAUGUAUCGCGGGUCCCGAGCGUUCGUGUAGUCAUGCUGCCGCUGUCUUAUGUAAGGUGUGUGCUCCAAAAUUACUAAACCUAAAAUCUGGAACAUGAAACGACUUGUUGCCUUUGCUAUUGAUCUUGCGAUGAUGAUUGUAAGUAUGAUAUUUAAUAUUAUUUACUACAACUACUCCUUGCAGCCUGUUGCUAAUCAGUACGUGUUGGAUGGACCCGCAUAAAACCAAGUGUUACUAUUUUUUGUUCGUUUGUUUAUAGGUGGAAAACUCUUGUUAGGCGAGGAAAUAUAAGUUGAUGUUCCUCACAGCAACACUUACUGUAAGUUGAUGGACAUAUAUCGAGACUACGUCGUUCUACCCGGGGGGUGACGAGAGGCUGGGGCUGGAGGCGGUGGCUCGCUUCGAAGUGGACCGUGAGCUCGAUACAGAGAUCCAACUACGAGCUUUUUAACUGCAGCAACUCUAAGAUAUGCUACUGGAGCUGGAAUUACCGAGGACAGCGGGAUAAAGUCCAUCUGGAUGCCGCCGAGGGUUUCCAUGAUGUCGGGUGAAAGUUUGGAGAAGCUCCCUUGAGCUCUGCUGUCUAAUAUUCCUCGUAUGCUCAACCUUCGUUAAUAUUUUUCCAAUAGUUUCAUGAAUUGUGAUUUAUUGACCUGUUUUGCCUGUGCACCAAUCGUUUUAAAACAAGAAAUGGAAUCAUGUUUUGCAAAUGCUUUUUAUUGCUAUCAAUAUCUACAAUAAAAAAGAAUGACAUACUAUUUGUGUUUAUAUGUACAUACCUCGUACUAUUUCCUUGUAACAACAAAAUCCGUGUCAGCCCUUCUGCAUUCGGCAAAUGUAAUACAGUAUAAUGUGUAAUUUCAUCUCAUUUUGGUCACUCAUGUGGCCGGUGUAUCAAUCUAUAACAUCAACACAGGCUGACAGGUUGUUAUAAUUUUGUCCACAAAUCAUCAACAAAGUUAUAUGAACAAUAAUACAAUCUUAUCUACGUCGUGCUGAAUCCAUUUAUGGAGAUUCCGUGAGCUCCUCUGCUGUAAUUUUGCAGUUUUAACUUUGUCAAAACACUGCUUACUUCAACCGUAAUUCAUGUUGUUUUUUUCUGAACCGGACGUUCGAGGCAUACAUUGUCCAAGAUGGCGCCGCCCAUAUUUCGCUCAGGAAACUUGUCUAUAUAGUACAGUUUUCAUAUGUGUUGAAAUGCUUCAUGAUUCCUCACUGACCCAUUGACAUUCAUUGUCCCCUGCAUGAAACGUUACAUUUGUUUGUUUGUUUGUUUUUCACUCAUUGUGAAUGAUAGUUUUGUUUUCAUGUCUCCAGCGCAAUCAAUAAGUCCUGUGCAAUUAUAUUGUUACUGAACACUAGAGGGAGCAAUACGAGUACAAGAGAAAUUAGGCAGGAGAACAAGAUAUUGACCAAUAAAAAAAACAGUGAGAGCAAAGCGCCUUCAAAUGGGUGCUGCACACAGUUGUACAGUAGGUGAGGAUAUGCACCUGAUAGUUGCUUGCCAUCCUCCAUUAAGAUAAGUUUUGGAGGUUUUUAUUUUUAGCUUGUUAAGCUUUUGUUUAGAGUUUACAGUGUAGUCAAUUUUAUUCCUUUUUUCCAUUCUGCAUGGUUAUAUAUCUAUAUUUAAAAUAUAAAAAUAUAAUAUGUUGGCAAAAUAAUUUUUCUUUUUACUUUUAAAGUAAAAUUUAGGGCUGUCAAAAUUAUCAUGUUAACGAGUGGUAAUUAUUUUUUUAAAUUAAUCCCGUUAAAAUAUUUAACGCAAUUAACGCAUAAAUGCCCCGCUCAAACAGAUUCAAAUGACAGGACAGUGAAAGGUGUACUUGUUGUGUUUUUCGGAGUUUUGCCGCCCUCUGCUGGCGCUUGGGUGUGACUGAUUUUAUAGGCUUCAGCACCCAUGAGCAUUGUGUAAGUAAUUAUUGACAUCAGCAAUGGCGGGCUACUAGUUUAUUUUUUGAUUGAAAUUUUUAUAAAUUUUAUUAAAACGAAAACAUGAGGAGGGGUUUUAAUAUAAAAUUUCUAUAACUUGUACUCACAUUUAUCUUUCAAGAACGACAAGUCUUUCUAUCCAUGGAUCGCUUUAACAGAAUGUUAAUAAUGGUAAUGCCAUCUUGUUGAUUUAUUGUUAUAAUAAAGAAAUACAGUACUUAUGUACCGUAUGUUGAAUGUAAAUAUCCAUCUUGUGUCUUA
Corythoichthys intestinalis (scribbled pipefish) is the source of this 4239-nucleotide messenger RNA. RefSeq lists its product as uncharacterized. The transcript is spliced from 2 exons. The record is from RefSeq and is a predicted model, not a curated record. Lineage: Eukaryota; Metazoa; Chordata; Actinopteri; Syngnathiformes; Syngnathidae. The coding region runs from base 210 to 893 and encodes 227 amino acids.